CCUUGGUAUGACUUACAAUAUAUGAGGUUGUGGAGUUUCUUCUAUCUCCCUUUUGAUUCCUUGGUUCUCAAUUUCCAUUCAUCAAACUCUCACCCCUUGUACUUGUUUGAGUUCCCAUGGCAGUAAAAGGAUCUUCUUCUUCUUAUUAUGCUUCUAUGGUAGUCUUCCUCUUAGUGCUCAAACUUGUGAUGAGCUUAGUGUUCAUUUCUUGGUUGUUAGUCUGGAUUCUCUUGCCCACAAAACCAUUUGACAAAUGGUCUGAUAAGUUCUACACUGCCACCAACUCCACAUACUUUGGAUCACAAGGGACUAACAUUCUCAUCUACACAUUCCCUAUACUGCUCAUCUCUCUGCUUGGAUGCAUUUAUCUCCAUUUUGCAAAGAGACUUGAAUGUUGUAAUUCACUAAGCAGUUUCUUGAGAACAUGGACAAGGCCAGUUCUGGUGAAAGCUCCUCUUGGGAUCAUCUCUUUGAUGGAGCUUGCCUUCUGUUUGAUGUUUCUUGCUUUCUUGAUCUGGUUUUUCACUGCAGCUGUACACAACAGCUUCUCCUCCAUCACUAAAGAGUCUGCAGAAACAGAAGGAUAUGAUCAAGUGUGGAUGCAAAAGCUAUAUUAUGCAUCUGUUUGGCUAGCCUUGACAGGGAACACAUGCUGUGCAUUCCUCUUCUUUCCAGUCACCAGAACUUCAUCUCUCUUGCCUCUCAUUGGACUCACCUCUGAGUCCAGCAUCAGAUAUCAUGUGUGGCUUGGCCACAUUGCCAUGCUUUUCUUCACUGCUCAUGGGAUUUGCUUUGUUGUUCUUUGGGCUGCCAUGGGUGAUCUCUGGCAGUUGCUAAAAUGGGAUUUUCAUGAGAUAUCAAACGUUGCUGGAGAAAUAGCAUUGAUUUGUGGGUUAUUGAUGUGGGUGACUACUUUCCCUACAAUCAGACGCAAGAUGUUUGAGCUCUUCUUCUACACACAUCAGCUCUACUUCCUUUUCCUUCUCUUCUAUCUACUUCACCUGGGAAUCAGAGUCUUCACCUUGAUCCUUCCUGGAGUUUAUCUCUUCUUGUUAGACAGAUACCUUAGAUUCUUGCAAUCACGCCGGAAAGCUAGGCUUGUUUCAGCUCGUCUUUUGCAUUCAGAAACACUUGAGCUCAACUUCUCCAAACACCUAGGAUCAAGCUACACACCAUUGAGCACAGUGUUCAUUAAUGUUCCAAGUGUUUCCUCACUCCAAUGGCACCCAUUCACCAUAAGUUCAAGCAGCAACUUGGAACCAGAGAAGCUCAGCAUUAUAAUAAAAAAGGAAGGAAGCUGGACACAGAGGCUUUACCAGAUGCUCUCUUCACCUUCUUGUCCACAACGUCUUGAUAUCUCUGUUGAAGGUCCAUAUGGCCCUGUCUCACUUAACUUCCUAAGGUAUGAUUCUCUGGUUUUAGUGAGUGGUGGCAGCGGAAUAACUCCUUUCAUCUCUGUCAUCAGAGAACUAAUCUAUAGAAGCACAACACUAGCAAGUCCAACACCAAACAUCCUCCUUGUUUGUGCUUUCAAAACCUCAGCUGACCUCUCUAUGCUUGAUCUCCUUCUCCCUAUAUCUUCCACCAUCUCUGAUCUCUCUUCUCUCAAUCUAAAGAUAGAAGCCUUUGUGACAAGAGAGAAAGCUCCUCCUACUCCAAACAAUGCUGCAAAGCUAAAAAUAAGAACAAAAUGGUUCAAGCCUCUUCCUUCAGACCAGCCCAUCUCUCUGGUUCUUGGUCCUAAUACCUGGCUUUGGCUUGCCACUAUUAUAACUACUUCCUUUGUUGCAUUCCUGGUUCUCCUGGGAAUUCUCACAAACUACUACAUAUAUCCUAUAGAUAAAAAUACUGAUGAAAUCUAUAAUAUUUCUUGGAGAGCCUUGUUGAACUUGCUCUUCAUAUGCUUCUGCAUUGUUGCUACUGCUAGUGCUGCUGUUUUUUGGGAAGAGAGAAGGAGUUCCAUCCAAUUGAAACAGAGCUCAAACAUGGAUGUAAAAACUCCUAUAGCUUCACCAACUUCAUGGCUUGAUAAUGUUGAUCAAGAGUUAGAGAGUUUGCCACUGGACUCUGUACUUCAGACUGCUAAUGUGCAUUAUGGUGGAAGACCUGACCUUACUAAGAUGCUGUUGGAGUGCAAUGAGUUGAACACCGGAGUCAUGGCUAGUGGUCCCUCUGAACUGCGCCACCAGGUUGCAAGGGUUUGCUCUUCUGGAUUGGCUAAUAAUUUGCACUUUGAAUCCAUUAGUUUCAACUGGUGAUCUGAUUGAAGAUUUGUAGCCAGAGUUCUUGUAAAGAUAAUUUAUUUGUAUUGUAAUUGCAUGCGUCAGAAGCAGCAUGGAAAUGCAAGUGUACUAUAAUAACUGGCAUUUGUGUGUGACUCUGUAAGUAAAACAUGAAUGUACUUCCAAAAUAAAUAAAACAACUACUUUGGU
This is a messenger RNA of Dioscorea cayenensis subsp. rotundata (Guinea yam), 2432 nucleotides long. Its product is annotated as ferric reduction oxidase 2-like. NCBI's taxonomy places the organism in Eukaryota, Viridiplantae, Streptophyta, Magnoliopsida, Dioscoreales, Dioscoreaceae. Gene Ontology annotation, cellular component: plasma membrane. The transcript has 7 exons. The record is from RefSeq and is a predicted model, not a curated record. The coding region runs from base 117 to 2258 and encodes 713 amino acids. Gene Ontology annotation, molecular function: oxidoreductase activity.